Messenger RNA from Ananas comosus (pineapple), 1382 nucleotides. RefSeq lists its product as uncharacterized. The record is from RefSeq and is a predicted model, not a curated record. Bases 39 to 1106 code for a protein of 355 amino acids. NCBI's taxonomy places the organism in Eukaryota, Viridiplantae, Streptophyta, Magnoliopsida, Poales, Bromeliaceae. The transcript has 4 exons.
AAAAGGGCGUGGACCGAUAGCUGAAUUGAUAGGGAAAAAUGGAGGACGGCGGCGGCGGCGGGGAGGGGGAGGGAAGGGCGCAGGUGCAUGCGCAGACGCUGGUGGAGGCGGCAUUGGAGGUUCUGAAUGCGGCGGAUCCUGUGGAGAAGGCCCGACUGGGCGAGGCAGCGGCAACGCGGUGGCUGCAGGGUGCUAUCUCCAUCUCUUACCAUCCCCAUCUUCCUGAUCCUCCGCCACCCCAUCGGCCUGCGAGGCUCUCCAACGUGAAGCUGCUGCCUCCGCAUCAGAUGCCCAAGCUGGGCAAGGCCGGUAGCCUUCAGAGUCGCCAAGCCAUCCUCCACAGUCUUGUCCACACCGAGAGCUGGGCCAUCGACCUCUCAUGGGACAUCAUCGCCCGGUUCGGGAGGCAGGAAGCGAUGCCCGUAGAGUUCUUCACCGACUUUGUCAAGGUUGCCCAGGACGAAGGUCGCCACUUCACUCUGCUGGCUGGCCGCCUGCAGGAACUGGGCUCUUUCUACGGGGCCUUCCCCGCCCACGACGGCCUAUGGGACUCUGCCAUCCAAACCUCCAACUGCCUCCUCGCACGCCUCGCUGUCGAGCACUGUGUCCACGAGGCUAGAGGUUUAGAUGUCCUUCCCACUACCAUAUUGCGUUUCCGCAAAGCAGGGGAUCAACAAACAGCAAAGCUACUAGAAACCGUGGUGUACCCUGAAGAAAUAACACACUGUGCUGCUGGAGUCCGAUGGUUCAGGUAUUUGUGCCUUAGGACACCUACUCCUAUAUUUAAGUUUGCAGAUGAGCAGGUUCCAAUGUCUCUUGGAUCCCAACGAAAGAAGCUGCAAGGUGUUAGGAACUGUAUGAAUGAUGAUGAGCUGGUGGCUAAAUCUGUGGACAAAGAGAAAGCCUCGAGAGGCUUGGAAGCAGUCGGUAAGAGUGAUUCCGAGUAUGAAGAAGUAGUUAUUCAUGCUUUUCAUGCUGUUGUUAGAGGAUGUUUCCACGGCCCACUAAAACCCCCUUUCAAUGCCGAGGCAAGGAAGGCUGCUGGGUUUGGACCUGAGUGGUAUGAACCUCUGGCCUUUAAAGAAAAGAGUUUGAGAGUUGGAUAGAACAAUUUUCUUUUAUAUUGUCGCUACUCUUAUGGGAGCUUCCUCUUAAUCUUUCUCUGUUUAAUGUGCUGCAAAUUGACCUACUCGGUCAGCAUGUAGCAUUCUCGAGUGCAGCAGCAGGACGGUGUGCUGGUCAUCAUAGUUUGCGUUGUCAGUUUGCCAUUAAAUUAUAGGCAUUGUUUGGCAUCGCUAAUCUUUUUUAAUACAAAUAUUAUGUAAGUUUGGAUGGAGCACUCUAAUUCUCUUCGUUGUUGAUUAGUUUGGGAUUGUUGAUUA